GAUAUUUCAGACAUUCUCAGGUAGUCGGUGUCCGACAACCAUUUCAAGAUGUUGGGCAUUUGGUGGUCUGCUGGAUGGAGUCCAUUUUCACUGGCCAUGACGGCCCUGGCCGGAUUGCUGGGCGGAUAUUAUUGGGUGUGGAGUCGUACCCGCUUUGUCCGCCUCAUCGACGCUCUGCCCGGACCGAAAACUCUUCCUUUGCUGGGCAACAUUCUUGAACUUGUGAAAUACACUUCUGAUAGGCGUUUGUACGUUGAUUGGAUCAAACGGAAUGGAUAUCUUUUCCGAAUAUGGAUCUGUUACUAUCCGGCGGUUCACAUCUCUCAUCACAAACUAUUGGAACCAAUUCUUUCCAAUCCAAAUCUCACAACUAAAACAAUGGAAUACAAAUUUAUUGUAUCUGAAAACUGCCUUGGUGCGUUGGCAGGUGACAAAUGGCGUCACCGUCGCCGAUUGCUGACUCCGGCGUUCCACUUUAAAAUUCUCGAUGGAUUCAUUUCUACCUUCAAUGAAAAGAGCAUGGCCUCCGCUGCCAAAAUGGAAGAAAUUCUAGGGCCAUCAGCUGGAAGCAAAGAAAUCGACGUCUUUCCGAUUAUGGUCAAGAUGACUUUCGAUGCUAUAUCUACGAAACUUCCAUGGGCAAGAAUACCUCUUCAAAUUAAUCGUCUCUAAAAAAAGUCACCCAAAAAUCUUUGAAAAUUGCAUUACAACGAACUAAAAAAUUAAAUUAAAUUAAAGUAUUCUCCCAGCCUAAAAAAAAAAAGAAAUAUUCAAAAGAAAUAAGGAAUGGUAAGAAAAAUUUAUAAAAUUAUUCCAGCACUGCAUGGCUCCUUCAAACAAGACCUUGAAAAGAAACUAAACCUUCUCGGCUUCUCUUGACAAGUACCCGAGGGAAGACAUUAUUAAUUUGCAUAAAUGAGAGUCUAAAUAAAAAUAGAAUUUAAUUUCUCAAUAUUUAAGGUGUUCAGUCGCCCAAUUUGAAAAGAGUUCAUUUGCUAACUUUUUUCUGCUAUUACGACUUUACUUCACCUUCUGAUAUGAUACGCAAAUAUAUUCGAAACGAUU
Molecule: messenger RNA, 1065 nt
Organism: Daphnia pulicaria
Lineage: Eukaryota; Metazoa; Arthropoda; Branchiopoda; Diplostraca; Daphniidae
Product: cytochrome P450 4c3-like
Exons: 5
Coding region: 49-672 (207 amino acids)
Molecular function (GO): monooxygenase activity; oxidoreductase activity, acting on paired donors, with incorporation or reduction of molecular oxygen; heme binding
Source: RefSeq, a predicted model, not a curated record